This is a messenger RNA of Ruditapes philippinarum (Manila clam), 920 nucleotides long. RefSeq names its product carbonic anhydrase 1-like. Gene Ontology annotation, cellular component: cytoplasm. The transcript is spliced from 8 exons. Gene Ontology annotation, molecular function: carbonate dehydratase activity; zinc ion binding. NCBI's taxonomy places the organism in Eukaryota, Metazoa, Mollusca, Bivalvia, Venerida, Veneridae. The coding region runs from base 63 to 920 and encodes 285 amino acids. The record is from RefSeq and is a predicted model, not a curated record.
CAGCAGACGAGGAUCACAUAUACAAUUCCUUAUGUUGUAAUUCGAUGUAAAAUUUUAAGUCAAUGGAUGUUAAAAUUAUCUUUUUAACUAUCCAUGUUUUUAUAACAUGUAUAAAUGGGCAAUCAUACAUGUACGACGUUUAUGAAGGGGCAGUCAUUCCUGCUGUAACGCACUGGGGAUAUGGAGAUUAUAACGGACCAGAAGAGUGGCCGGAACUAUUUCCAAACAAAUGCGCGGGAAAAUACCAAUCACCAGUCAAUAUACGUCCGCGGAAAACAAAGUUUAAACCAAAUUUAAGUAAAUUCAUCUUCUACGAUCCGCCAUAUUGGGGAGCAAGAUAUUUUGCCCACAACAAUGGACACACAAUUCAAGUCAAUACAUGGGGUCUACAUCUACUUGCCAAUGGAGGGCUGAAUCACACGUACAGGAUUGCCCAGUUUCAUUUUCACUGGGGUGAUGAAAACGACCAAGGUGCUGAACAUACAGUUAAUGAAAAAGCCGCCCCAAUGGAGAUGCAUAUUGUAAGCUGGAAUCAUGAAAAGUAUGAAAGUAUAAAAGACGCAGCAAAGGCUCCUGAUGGUUUGGCUGUGCUGGGGAUUUUGUUUAAGAUUUCACACCGAGAUAACCCCUUAUUUGAACCUCUAAUUCAUGCUAUUCCGAGCAUACGCGAUCCAGAUUGGAACAAUCAAGUAGAAAUUGCAGUUGUGCCAAUAAGGAAUUAUCUACCACACUCGCCAGAAAAGUACUUCCGGUACCGUGGCUCAUUAACCACACCAAGGUGUUACGAAAGUGUUACCUGGACAGUGUUUCGAGAAAAACAAAAUAUUUCGAAGAGACAGGAAGCAUCGGUGCAUUACCAGGGCGUCGCCGGCACAGUGCCGGCAUCACCAAUAGCAUUACCGUGGCAAAAACGGCGAUGA